AUGAACAUGACAUCAGAUUAUAGGGAUCCUUUGAUUGAUUUAUUAAAUAAUUCAGUUGAUUCUCCUCAAGAUCCAUCAAAUACUACAACAACAAACACAUCAUCAACAAGUCAUCAUUUAAACAUUAAUACCAAUAGAAUAUCAACAUCUGAUGAUGAUUUACAAUUUAUAAAUAGAAAUAAUGGAUUUUUAAAUAAUGGUAAUGCAGCAGCAAAUGCAGCAUUAGCAGCCAAUCAUAAUGCUAUUUUCAAUAACAACAACAACAACAACAACAACAAUAACAACACUUUUCAAAAUUAUCAUCAACAACAAGCUUUACAUCAUAAUCAACAACCGCAUCCUUAUGAUUAUUCUCAAAGUCUUACACCUUUAUUAAAUCAUCAUCUGUUAUAUGAUUUAGAAAGCAAUAAUAAUAAUCAUUUAAGAAUUCAAGAAUUAGAAGAUUCCCCUCCUCAAGUAAAAACAAGACAACAACAUCAAAAACAACAACAACAACAAUUAUUAAAUCAAUUACAACAACAACAACAACAACAAAAGGAAGAAGAAGAACAAAGCUCAAAGCAACAACCUCAUUCACAACAAAAUGGAGCAUCAAAACUUGAACAACCUGCCCCAAGAUCACCAAUAUUUGAUUUAGAAAAUGGUCAUGAUUUACAAUUAUUUAAUAAUGGAUUGAAUAAACAAAGUUUAGAUUUUCAAUUUCCUGAUAUGAAACCUUUAACAAGUCCUUUUAAACCAUUAUCAUUUGAUUCUACUAUUUUAAAUAACCAUUUCCAACAGCAACAGCAACAUCAGCAACAGCAACAUCAGCAACAACAACAGCAACAUUCACAACCUCAAAUUGGUCCCAUCCCACCACCAAAUAAAAGAAAAAAAGAUAGUACUGCUCCAAAAACAAGACCAGCAUUUGUAAUGAAAAUUUGGUCAAUGGUAAAUGAUAAAUCAAAUGAUGAAUAUAUAAGAUGGAAUGAAGAUGGUAAAACUUUUCAAGUUUUUAAAAGAGAAGAUUUUGUUCAUAAAAUUUUACCAGCUUAUUUUAAACAUCAAAAUAUGUCAUCAUUUGUUAGACAAUUAAAUAUGUAUGGAUUUCAUAAAGUUCAAGAUAUAAGUAAUGGAACAUUACAUCCAAAUAGUGAAAAAAAUGGAGGAGAUGAAGUUUGGCAAUUUGAAAAUCCAAAUUUUAUAAGGGGAAGAGAAGAUUUAUUAGAACAUAUAGUUAGAAAUAAAUCGGUAUCACAUGAAGAAAAUCAAUUAACUGAUCCAAAUAAUCAACAACAAAAUAAUGAAAUGUCCCUCGUUUUAUCAGAAUUAAAUCAAAUUAAACAAAAUCAACAAAGAUUAAAUGAAGAAAUUUUAAGAAUAAGACAAGAUAAUCAAAAUAUUUAUAAUGCAAAUUUUAUAACAAGAGAAAGAGCAAAAGCUCAAGAAAUUACAAUAAAUAAAAUUUUAAAAUUUUUAUCUGUUGUUUAUAAUGAUAAUAAUACUCCAAUAAAAGCUCAAACUCAACCACCAGAAGAUUUAGGUGAUAACCAUAAUAAUAAUCCACAUCAUAAUCAACAAUUAUCUCGUCAAUUUGGUAGUAAUAACACGAACAACAACAACAACACCACAAACAAUGAUGAAUUUAAUUUUAAUCAUUUACAAAGAAAUAAUCCAGUAUACCAAUCACCAUCAUCAUCAUCAAGUUCAUCAAUUUUUAAUCCAACUAUAACAAAGAAAAGAAGAUUAUUAUUAGAAAAUAGACCAAGUGUAUCAAGAUCAAAAUCAUCACCAACAUCAAUUGAAGAAAUUAUGAGACAUAGAAAUAGUGAAAAUAAUUUAAAUAAAAUGCAUAAUCAAUUAUUAAAUAAUGAUUUACAAAUUAAAAAUUUAGAAAAUAAUAUUGAAAAUUCAAAUAAUAUUGAUCAUUGGAUAAAUGUAAUAUCUGAAAAACAAAUUCAAGAAAGAAAUUCCAUAUCAAAUCAAGGACAAAAUCAAACUCAACCAAAUGAACAAAAUCAUCAUCAAUUAAAUGGUAACCUAGAUCAUCAUCAUUUACAAGAUCAUCAAUUUCCAUUUGCCAUAGAACAUGAAAACAACAACAGCAGCAACAAUAAUGAUGAAUUUAAUGUAGAUGAAUUUUUACAAAAUACAAAUACUCCAAAUUCAAUUUCAAGUCCAUUAAAUAUAACAACAACAACAAACACAUACAAUAAUCCUCAACAACAACAACAACAACAACCUCCAUUACAACAAACUUCUUCUUUUUCAAAUGGUAAUAAAAAAAGAACAAUUAGAGAAAUUCAUGAUAAUAAUGAUAUAUGA
Messenger RNA from Lodderomyces pseudojiufengensis, 2304 nucleotides. It is a transcript of the gene CTA8, whose product is annotated as stress-responsive transcription factor. Bases 1 to 2304 code for a protein of 767 amino acids. The record is from RefSeq and is a predicted model, not a curated record. Gene Ontology annotation, molecular function: sequence-specific DNA binding; DNA-binding transcription factor activity. Gene Ontology annotation, biological process: regulation of DNA-templated transcription. NCBI's taxonomy places the organism in Eukaryota, Fungi, Ascomycota, Pichiomycetes, Serinales, Debaryomycetaceae. The transcript has a single exon.